This is a messenger RNA of Metschnikowia bicuspidata var. bicuspidata NRRL YB-4993, 789 nucleotides long. It is a transcript of the gene RPS42, whose product is annotated as 40S ribosomal protein eS4. Gene Ontology annotation, biological process: translation. Gene Ontology annotation, cellular component: ribosome; cytosolic small ribosomal subunit. The transcript is spliced from 2 exons. The record is from RefSeq and is a predicted model, not a curated record. Gene Ontology annotation, molecular function: structural constituent of ribosome; RNA binding. Lineage: Eukaryota; Fungi; Ascomycota; Pichiomycetes; Serinales; Metschnikowiaceae. The coding region runs from base 1 to 789 and encodes 262 amino acids.
AUGGCAAGAGGCCCAAAGAAGCACCUUAAGAGAUUGGCAGCACCAUCCCACUGGAUGUUGGACAAAUUGUCCGGCACCUACGCCCCAAGACCAUCUGCAGGUCCACACAAGUUGAGAGAAUCCUUGCCCUUGAUUGUGUUCUUGAGAAACAGAUUGAAGUACGCCUUGAACGGUAGAGAGGUCAAGGCCAUCUUGAUGCAAGAGCACGUCAAGGUCGACGGUAAGGUCAGAACCGACUCCACCUUCCCAGCCGGUUUCAUGGACGUCAUCACCUUGGAGGCCACCAACGAGAACUUCAGAUUGGUCUACGACGUCAAGGGUAGAUUCACAGUCCACAGAAUCACCGGCGAGGAGGCUUCCUACAAGUUGGGUAAGGUCAGAAAGAUCGCUUUGGGUAAGAGAGGCGUUCCUUACGCUGUCACCCACGACGGUAGAACCAUCAGAUACCCAGACCCUCAGGUCAAGGCCAACGACACUGUCAAGAUUGACUUGGCCACUGGUAAGAUCACCGACUUCAUCAAGUUCGACACCGGGAAGUUGGCCAUGGUCACCGGCGGUAAGAACAUGGGUAGAGUCGGUGUCAUUGUGCACAGAGAGAAGCACGAGGGUGGUUUCGACUUGGUCCACAUCAAGGACGCUUUGGAGAACACCUUCGUCACCAGACAAUCUAACGUCUUUGUCAUCGGUACCGAGGCUGGCAAGCCAUACGUGUCGUUGCCAAAGGGUAAGGGAAUCAAGUUGUCCAUUACCGAGGAGCGUGACAGAAGAAGAGCCCAGGGUGGGUUGUAA